This is a messenger RNA of Cordyceps fumosorosea ARSEF 2679, 921 nucleotides long. RefSeq names its product Purine nucleoside phosphorylase. Gene Ontology annotation, molecular function: S-methyl-5-thioadenosine phosphorylase activity. The coding region runs from base 1 to 921 and encodes 306 amino acids. Gene Ontology annotation, cellular component: cytosol. The record is from RefSeq and is a predicted model, not a curated record. Gene Ontology annotation, biological process: nucleoside metabolic process. Lineage: Eukaryota; Fungi; Ascomycota; Sordariomycetes; Hypocreales; Cordycipitaceae. The transcript is spliced from 3 exons.
AUGGGCAGCCUUCCUACCACCUUUGACAAGCCGGUUCACAUCGCCGUCAUUGGCGGUACUGGCCUCGGCCAGCUCGAGGGCUACACGCCCAUCGCCGCUCUCAACCCCGACACACCCUGGGGCAAGCCUGCCUCGCCCAUCCAGAUCCUCUCCCACGGCGAAAUCAACGUUGCGUUCCUCGCCCGCCACGGACUACACCAUCAGUUCGCGCCGCACGAGGUGCCCAACCGUGCCAAUAUUGCUGCCCUCCGCAGCAUUGGUGUACGCAGUAUCGUCGCCUUCUCUGCCGUCGGAUCUCUGCAGGAGGAGAUCAAGCCCAUGGACUUUGUACUCCCUGACCAAGUCAUUGACCGCACCAAGGGCAUUCGGCCUUUCACCUUUUAUGAGGGUGGAGUUGUUGGCCACGUCGGCUUCGCGGAUCCAUUUGACAAGAAGCUGGCUGAUGUUAUCAAAACCUGUGCUGCCUCCAUGCAGGGCGAAGGUGUCGUCCUUCACGACAAGGGCACUCUGAUCUGCAUGGAGGGUCCUCAGUUCUCAACCCGCGCCGAAUCGCACAUGUACCGCUCCUGGGGUGGUUCAGUCAUCAACAUGUCGACAUUGCCCGAAGCCAAGCUUGCCCGCGAAGCUGAGAUCUCUUACCAGGUCAUUUGCAUGGCCACAGACUACGACUGCUGGCGCUCAACCGAGGAUGUCAAUGUCGAAAUGGUGAUCAAGUACAUGCAGGCAAAUAGCAAGAACGCCAAGCACCUUGUUGGCGCAGUUUUAGAUCAGCUGUCGAAGCCCGAACACAAGGAGCUCGCCACCGCUGCUCACUGGGUUGGAUCUGUAGAGGGCGCCAUUAAGUUCAUGACCAAGCCCGAUGGCCGGAGCGAGCAAGGCAAGAAGAACGUCGAGUACUUGUUCCCCGGCUUCUGGGCUUAA